This is a messenger RNA of Entelurus aequoreus (snake pipefish), 3020 nucleotides long. Its product is annotated as phosphatidylinositol transfer protein beta isoform-like. The record is from RefSeq and is a predicted model, not a curated record. The transcript is spliced from 12 exons. Gene Ontology annotation, biological process: phospholipid transport. Gene Ontology annotation, molecular function: phosphatidylcholine intramembrane carrier activity; phosphatidylcholine binding; phosphatidylinositol transfer activity. Gene Ontology annotation, cellular component: cytoplasm. Lineage: Eukaryota; Metazoa; Chordata; Actinopteri; Syngnathiformes; Syngnathidae. The coding region runs from base 103 to 918 and encodes 271 amino acids.
GGCGAGGGGCGGGGCUAAACAUUUCUAGGCAGCUCAUGACGUCAGCAGCAAGCCGCGGUGCGGACAACAGCAGUCCGGUGGGGUCGGAAGAAUCACGACGAGAUGGUCGUCACCAGGGAAUACCGUGUGGUUUUACCCUGUAGUGUUGAAGAGUAUCAAGUGGGACAGUUGUUCUCAGUGGCAGAAGCAAGUAAAAAUGAGACGGGUGGUGGUGAGGGGAUUGAAGUCCUGAAGAAUGAGCCAUAUGUGGAAAAUAAUGAAAAAGGACAGUAUACACACAAAAUCUACCACCUGAAGAGUAAAGUUCCAGGGUUUGUAAAGCUCUUGGCACCAGAAGGUGCUUUGAUAUUUCAUGAAAAAGCUUGGAAUGCUUACCCCUACUGCAGAACAAUUGUGACGAAUGAGUAUAUGAAAGAAAAUUUCUUUAUCAAGAUCGAGACAUGGCAUAAACCAGAUCUUGGAACACAAGAAAAUGUGCACAAACUAGACCGUUCCGCGUGGAAGGAAGUGACUGUUGUGCCCAUUGACAUUGCAGACAACAGCCAGGUUUCCUCCGCUGAUUACAAGCCAGAUGAAGACCCCACCAUGUUCAAGUCAGUUAAGACAGGAAGAGGACCACUUGGGCCUAACUGGAAGAAAGACAUGGCUUACAAAACUGACUGCCCGAGAAUGUGUGCCUACAAACUGGUCACAGUCAAGUUUAAAUGGUGGGGCUUGCAGAGUAAAGUGGAGAGCUUUAUCCAUGAGCAAGAAAAGAGGAUCUUCACAAAUUUCCACCGUCAACUUUUUUGUUGGAUUGACAAGUGGGUGGAGCUGACGAUGGAAGACAUUCGACGAAUGGAGGCAGAGACCCAGAAGGAGCUGGAUGAGAUGCGCAAGAAGGGCUCGGUGCGUGGCACAAAGGCCACAGAGGAAUAGCCUGGCCAGCUCCGCAGUAGAGGUGAAGUAAGAGGAACAAGUGCUGCCGAUGACUAAAGCCGCAAAGAGUUUUUAGACUGCCACGAUGGUGGCUGCUAAAGGCGCUCCUUCUGUGGCACUUUUUUUUUUUUUUUACUCUUAUCACUUAAAGCACGAGGUCCUGCAAUCCAUAGAGCAGAUGCCCAUCUUGCACCCAAUCUAUCAUGUGAGGAAUUGAUUACUAGGCCCCACCACAAUCUUCACUGACUUCAUUUAGAUUUCCCCGACCUGCCGGAUGGAUAGGAAAAUGAACAUUUUGAUCAAGAUACAUUUCAGAGCAGCAAAUUUAUCUGUUAAAACUUCCAUUGGCAGAAGCUGGACCAAAUAUUUUCUCAAUAUUCUGUUGGCUUUUUGUCUGUUUUUAGCCCCAAAAACAUUCCUCGUACAGUCUGGUUUAACACUUUGGCUCAAAAAGAUACCUCCUUCGCGCGAGUAUAUUUGUGCGCCAUACUCGUGUUCCUUCCUGCGCCCCCCCCCCCACAGUCUCCAUUAAGAGAUUACUCGCCGCCUUUUCACCUCAGCCUGUCGUAAUCCCUCCAUCAAGCCACCUAUCCACCAGCGCUGCAUCUAAUUAACACUGACAAUCAUGCCUGUGCGGGUCUUUACACAUGCAUGCAGAUGACACAUCUAAAACGGGCACCAGCAGACGUGCACUCACUCACAGGUGCACAUGCCUUUGCAGUGACUGAACCUGGGCAGAUCCCCGCAUGCUUGAUCAGCCAGUCGAUGUUAAUUCGGACGCGUUUAUUCCCCCCCGUUCACAUUUCCCACGCACUCCUUACUCACAGCCAGCAUGCAACAUGGCAUUAGGGGGAAAUAACUUACCCAGUGCACCUCAGCUCGGUGUGUCUUCCUCAUUCUCGGUGCUUUGUCAGUGCUCAAUCAAAACCAGUGCUACCUGUGGCUCGACUCCACCUCUGGACCUGUUUUAACCUAUCUCAACUACUGUAAUGCUCGCUUUAGCUACCUCCCUCUUUUCUGACCUACCAUUUCACUGGCGCCUAAAAGUUGGCACUUGUUGCAGGGCUCUAUGUUGUGAUAUCAUAACUUUAUUAUAUCCUCUUUUGUGUGUCACGUCUCUACAGCUCGACCAACUAUUUGAUGGGCAUGCCAUAUUUUAAUGAGCCCUGACUUUCAACUUCACGGUGCACGUUCAGUGCUGUACAGUCGUUCUAAUCUGGUAAGGAUUGUCAUUCUGAAUCAUCCGUAGUAUUACCUGUUCAUUUCACUGUUUGUUUUUUUGUGUCUUCAUUAGAAGCGUAUACAUUUCAUUGUAGUUAAGUCCUACACGUUCAGUCCAAAGAGUGUUAAUUCACUUGUUUACAUGCAGCUGGUAAAGUAGGACAAUAAGGCAGCACUGAAAAACUGUCUUCAAUAUCAUAUAUUCAUUUCUUUUUGCCACUUGCAGUAGGAAGGGGAUUCAUAUGGUCCCAUUUGUCGCAGUUUACCAGACACAUGAAAAGUGACGAAUUAGGGGGUUCGCUAUCCUGUAGAAUGUUCAAUAUCUGAAAAUGUGCUUUGUGGCAAUUCCAAUUUUGACCACAGUGUUAGUUGCUAGCAGAGUGCAUUGCAAAAUGAUUAACCCCCGCUCUUCCUAUCACGCGAGAUCCACCCAGGAAUAGAGCCAUAUGAAUCGCUUCCGUACUGUAUUUGCCUUAAUUGGAAAUUAAGUAUUACAUUUGCAAUUUGGUGCGAAGUGAUUAAAUAGUUUGUGCCUUUUUAAACAACUGGAUAAAUGAUAUAUGAUUUGUCGGAUUGUGUCCGUAAUUGCUGCAGAAAUGUACAUUUCCACGUCUGUCUCAGUGACUCCUGCUAAAGAGCUUUUGGAAAGAGUGCUUUCUUGCUACAACGAUAUUAUCCUGCCCUGAAUUAUACAAACUGUAAAGAAUUCAAAUGCAAACUGCUUGCUUUUUUUUUUUUUUAGAUAUUUAGAUUUUGAAAAUCAGGGGAACACUGUAAUGAAUGUAUCAAAUGUUGUGCCUUUUCUGCCUGGAGAUUCUUAAGUGUGACAUAAGUGUACCUGUCUUAUCUAAAUAUGGAAUAAAUUUUGAGAAAAAGAUUUA